Macrobrachium nipponense is the source of this 2534-nucleotide messenger RNA. Its product is annotated as carboxypeptidase B-like. Gene Ontology annotation, biological process: proteolysis. The record is from RefSeq and is a predicted model, not a curated record. The coding region runs from base 372 to 1817 and encodes 481 amino acids. The transcript has 8 exons. Lineage: Eukaryota; Metazoa; Arthropoda; Malacostraca; Decapoda; Palaemonidae. Gene Ontology annotation, molecular function: metallocarboxypeptidase activity; zinc ion binding.
UCCGCAAAUGAACGCACUGUAGACCCACACCUUUCACACCAACUUUUCCUGUCACAUUCUGCACUUCUUUUUCUCUCUUUCUCUUUCCCACUCACGACUUAUUCAAACUAGUGUCCUUUUUUUUUAAAGUGAAUGGUACAAUCCACCCGUGGUAAAUAAUAAACAUCAAAGAACAGAAAGUGAACUAAAAGAUUUAGGUCGCUGAGUAAAAAUCCUGAAGUGUAAGAGCGAGUCGAGGUGUUCGCUAAAUCUACGCUAGUGUAAUAAAGUAAGACCAGAACCAAGUUUAAGUCUUUCACGAGCCAUUUCAACUCUUCUCUUCUAGCAACCGGAAAGUCCUUAAGCAAUAAACAUCAUCACCCGCAAAACUCAUGAGAACCAUGGCAAACAAAGGCCAUUUACUUGGCCUACUACUCAUGGCAAGUUCCCUUCUAACCUGCCGAAGUCACCCGUUGGACGACUUCCUACACCAGGAGAUCUCGAACAGAGACGCCGACGGUAUCAAGUCCUACGCCGGGUACAAACUCUUCCGAACGGACGUGUCUGAAACACUGCUACCCAUCGUCGAUUCGAUGGACAUGUCCCCCGGCGUUGAGGUCUGGUCCUGGAAGCCCAAAGGACGGAGCCUCGACCAACAGUACGAGAUCGAUGUGUUGUCGCCUCCCGACGAAGAGAAGCAGGUACGUCAGGUGUUCAGCGAAUAUGAGCUGCCGUACCAAGAGGUCAUCCGUGACCUCCAAAUCGCCAUCAACAACGAACAGGGCGAUGAAAUCAUUGGAUUCAGCCCGAAGACACCACAUUCGAUGACCUGGGACAAAUACCAUUCAACCGAAGAUAUGUAUGAUUACAUGUCAUGGUUGGAAAUUCACUACCCAAACUUAGUCACCAUCAUCGACAUCGGCAAGUCUUUCGAGAAUCGCUCUCUGCUGGUGGCCAAGAUCUCUGGCGAUUCCGACACUCCGAAACCGGCAAUUUGGAUUGAUGGAGGUUUACACGCCCGGGAAUGGAUCUCCCCUGCAACAGCCAUGUACAUUCUGAACCAACUGGUAGAGUAUCAGUGGGAAUACGAAGAUAUUACCGGAAAGUUUGACUGGUACAUUAUGCCCCUGGGUAAUCCUGAUGGCUACGAAUACACCCGGAACCAUGACCGCCUAUGGCGCAAGAACCGCGCCGUGAAUCCAAACAGCCGAUGCGUUGGCGUAGACCUCAACAGGAAUUUCGGUUAUCGGUGGAGAACCGGAGGUUCAUCCUUGAAUCCCUGCAGCGACAUCUACGCAGGCCCUAGCGCUGAGUCUGAACCCGAGACGCAAGCAAUAAGAGAUUUUAUUAUGGAACUCAAAGAUCAGCUGAAAGUUUACGUGAGUAUCCACGCAUACUCCCAGAUGUGGAUGUUGCCCUUCGCAGGAACCUACGGCGUGCCAGAGAACUACGAUGACAUGUACGAAGUUGGGAAGCUGGCUACAGACGCCAUCCGCAAACACGACGGGACUGAUUACACGCUGGGCUCGGUAACCGAUCUUCUCUACAUUGCCUCCGGUGGUUCCGGAGAUUUUGCCUACGCCGUUGCUGGAAUACCCUUCUCCUACUCCCUGGAAUUAAGAGAUCUCGGUCAGUAUGGUUUCAUCUUGCCAAAGGAACAAAUACUUCCAACGGGCAUAGAGACUUACGAGGGCAUAAGAGCCAUGGCUGCAGGAGUUUUGGAGAGGCUUCCAAAAUACGAAGGGAACAGUACAUCUGCCACUGACGAUUUGCCACGAGAUAGCGACGCUCUGACCGAGCCUUCCAAUUCAUUGGAUCAAGAUCCUAAUGAGGCUUAAGCAGAGGAUAACCAAGUCCAAGUGAAGACAUUAAGAAUAUAUCGUGAUUCCGAGAUUCCUCUCGCCUAAACAUUUUCAUCAUCCAAGGGCUGAAAGUUUUAAGAAAAACGGACCCCUAACACCGCGUAGAUGGAUGCAAAUACCCUUCUCCCUUCAUUUUCAGUAUCAAACGUUCUUCUACUUCUGACCGUGUUUUCAACUGAUACAGUAAUUAACACAAUACAAAUUCCUUUCGUUUUCAGAUGUUUCAGCUGAAGAGGUAAUUAUCACCUACACAAACUUCAUCCCGCUCUUCUUCUUUCUGCUUCGGGCGCAACCAAUACAAAUCCACUUUCUACUAUUUCAUCUUUUCUGAGUUCCUUGUUUUUGCUCAAGCUCGAAUAGUUAGACAUUCCCCAUUGUCCUCAUUUCUGUUUCCCAGUGGCAUUUGUAACUUCUGCAUAUGCAAAUCCCCAAAACUGCUUACGCACUAGAUUUGAGUUUUAUAGUGUUAAAAAAAAAGUGGCCAAAAUUGGCUUUAUCAUAAGUAUCGCCUCCCAUGAGAUACCAAAAUGAUAUUAGUUCAUAGCUGCAUCUAUUUCUUGUAUUUACUGAACGUCCACUUUCCUUCAAGAUACACUGAAAAAUUCUUAGUUUUUAUAACGUCUUCAUUCCACUAAAAAUUUAUCUUUAGCAUACCCUGUGGUUUUUUUUUUUUAUCUGAAAAUAUCUUCUCUA